ACACGCCGAGCAGGAGGCAGAAGAUCCGCAGCAGGAGUCCCGUUAGGAGUUACCUCUGAUGGUGUCUGAGGUUAUUUCUUCCUAACUGAGGUCUGACUGCACCUGCCUCCAGGAAAGACUUUUUUUUCAUCCCCAAACUGUCACCGUCUCGGCAGGGUUUUUGUUUGGUUCUUUCUUCUCAGAAAACCACCAAAACGGAGCCGAACGAGGACGACGGACAGCGACCCUCCCUCACCUCCGCAAUCAUGAUGUCGAUGAACAGCAAGCAGCCUUUCAGCAUGCACCCCAUCCUCCACGAACCCAAGUACACCCCGCUGCACUCCAGCUCCGAGGCCAUCCGCAGAGCCUGUCUGCCCACGCCGUCGCUCCAGGGCAACAUCUUCGCCGGCUUCGAUGAGACGCUGCUGCAGAGAGCCGAGGCUCUGGCCGCCGUGGACAUCGUGGCCCAGAAGAGUCACCCGUUCAAGCCGGACGCCACCUACCACACCAUGACCACGAUGACCAGCAUGACCUGCACCCCCACCUCCUCCUCGGCGCACCUGCACCACCCGUCCGUGCUCACCUCCCACCACCACCACCCGGCGCACCACCAGCCGGCGCAGGGCCUGGAGGGCGACCUGCUGGACCACCUCACGCCGGGGAUCUCCCUGGGAGGCAUGACCGGCUCGGACGUCUGCUCCACGGCCUCGCACACCGCCCACGCCGCCCACAUGUCGGCCAUCAACCACAUGCAGCACCACCACCACCCGCAGUCCAUGAACAUGCACCCGCACGGCCUGGGCUCCCACAGCACCCUGGGGGCCGCCGGCGGGGACGCGGAGCCGGAUCCCAGGGAGCUGGAGUCGUUCGCAGAGAGGUUCAAACAGAGGCGGAUCAAACUCGGGGUGACCCAGGCGGACGUGGGGGCGGCCCUGGCCAACCUCAAGAUCCCCGGGGUGGGCUGUCUGAGUCAGAGCACCAUCUGCAGGUUCGAGUCCCUGACGCUGUCGCACAACAACAUGGUGGCGCUGAAGCCCAUCCUGGAGGCCUGGCUGGAGGAGGCGGAGCGCGCUCAGCGGGAGAAGAUGUCCAAGCCGGAGAUUUUCAACGGCGGCGACAAAAAGAGGAAACGCACGUCUAUCGCUGCCCCGGAGAAGCGCUCUCUGGAGGCCUAUUUCGCCGUGCAGCCGAGGCCCUCGUCGGAGAAGAUCGCCGCGAUCGCCGAGAAGCUGGACCUGAAAAAGAACGUGGUCCGGGUUUGGUUCUGCAAUCAGAGGCAAAAGCAGAAACGAAUGAAGUUUUCUGCGACGCAUUAAGAGAGCAGCGGACGUUUUCAAAAAGACAAAUCAGAGACGAGCUGCUGCUGCACACUGUCAGAAAAACUAAAAAAAAACAAGGUACACCGCUGUGCCUUCGGCUCCAGGGGCCACGCAGGGCUCCAGAGAUGCGCACUUAGAAAAAA
Molecule: messenger RNA, 1441 nt
Organism: Amphiprion ocellaris (clown anemonefish)
Lineage: Eukaryota; Metazoa; Chordata; Actinopteri; Pomacentridae
Gene: pou4f4
Product: POU class 4 homeobox 4
Exons: 2
Coding region: 246-1295 (349 amino acids)
Biological process (GO): regulation of transcription by RNA polymerase II
Molecular function (GO): DNA-binding transcription factor activity, RNA polymerase II-specific; RNA polymerase II cis-regulatory region sequence-specific DNA binding
Source: RefSeq, a predicted model, not a curated record